This is a messenger RNA of Mauremys reevesii (Reeves's turtle), 1459 nucleotides long. RefSeq names its product ATPase H+ transporting V1 subunit D (gene ATP6V1D). Lineage: Eukaryota; Metazoa; Chordata; Testudines; Geoemydidae. Gene Ontology annotation, molecular function: proton-transporting ATPase activity, rotational mechanism. Bases 141 to 884 code for a protein of 247 amino acids. The transcript has 9 exons. The record is from RefSeq and is a predicted model, not a curated record. Gene Ontology annotation, cellular component: proton-transporting V-type ATPase complex.
UGCGCUGGGGUGGAGCCAGCUGCGGGAAGCGGAAGCGGAGUCCGCCCCCCCGCCGAUUACCGGUCGUGGUGUCACACGUGACCCAGCCGGGUGGCAGCGCAGGCAGCAGCGGGUCGCGAGCGCCCUUAGCCGCGGUCAGGAUGUCGGCCAAGGACCGGAUCGAGAUUUUCCCCUCGCGGAUGGCUCAGACCAUCAUGAAGGCUCGUUUGAAAGGGGCCCAGACAGGUCGCAACCUCUUAAAGAAAAAAUCUGAUGCUCUGACUCUUCGAUUCCGACAGAUACUAAAGAAAAUCAUUGAGACUAAGAUGUUAAUGGGUGAGGUGAUGAGAGAAGCUGCAUUCUCACUUGCUGAGGCAAAAUUUACGGCCGGAGACUUCAGUACCACUGUGAUCCAGAACGUGAACAAAGCUCAAGUCAAGAUCAGAGCUAAGAAAGACAACGUAGCAGGUGUAACCUUACCAGUGUUUGAGCAUUACCAAGAAGGAGGGGACAGUUAUGAGUUGACUGGUUUAGCUAGAGGUGGGGAGCAGCUGGCAAAACUGAAGAGGAACUAUGCCAAAGCAGUGGAGCUGCUUGUAGAACUGGCCUCGCUCCAGACUUCAUUUGUUACGCUGGAUGAAGCUAUUAAGAUAACGAACCGGCGUGUGAAUGCUAUUGAACAUGUGAUUAUUCCCAGGAUUGAGCGCACACUGUCCUACAUCAUCACGGAGCUGGAUGAGAGAGAGCGAGAGGAGUUCUACAGGUUAAAGAAGAUCCAGGAGAAGAAAAAAAUAUUGAAAGAGAAGAAUGAGACAGAGCGGGCCUUACGGAAAGCUGCUGGGGUGGAAUAUGAACCUGCCAAUCUCCUAGCAGAAGAGAAGGAUGAAGACCUUCUCUUUGAGUAGCUCCGUUGGAGCAGGAGACCCAGAUGGCAGUGUGUUAACUGAUCUAAUUCUGGACAUGCUUUCUGGAUACUUAGUGGCUCUUCAUUUGGUGUAUUAGCCUGUGAGCUCCAUUGGUUGUGGUUUUUCCCCAAGAUGAGAACUCUGGGAGUGUGUUUUGGUGGGGUGUGGAAGCAGAAAAAGGAGACUAAUAGGAGUCUGGUCUCUUUGGCAGUAGGAAGAACCUCUCCCUUACACCAAUCUACCACCAUCUGUUUGCUUUUUAAUGGCUACUGAAUCUGUACUGCUGUUGAUUAAGGAUGUAUUUAUAGCAAUCAUACCCCCUUUUCUCCCCUUCCUACCUUUAAAACAGUGGAAAACAUUCCUUGUAAGGGAGGGAAAAAACCUAUGUGCAUGUUAACAGGCAUUGCUACAAUUAACUUGCAAACUAUUAAUGAUAGAAAAGCUGGAUUUGUUCAGGCUAACCUUGUUGCAGAAAUCCACACACUUGUUACCACGUGCCUGGAAGACAUCUUCCAUGUUGUGUAACUGUGAGAAAAUGUCUGUGCUGUAUGAUAGUAAAAUAAUUUUAAAUGUUA